AUGGACAUUGACGGCGACGACAGCAGGGUAGAGGAUAUCCUCAGCCCAAGAGGCAAGACGCGCCCAGCCCCAUUCGGCGCCUCGAGCAGCACUGGCGCCCCGCGCUCGCUGCGCGACUUUGAGAUCGGCCGCCCACUCGGCAAGGGACAUUUUGGCAAAGUUUACCUCGCAAAGCACAAGGCGCAGGGGUACAUUGUCGCGCUGAAAUGCCUCGACCGCAAGUCUGUCGAGGGCGACGCGGGCGUCGAGCGGCAGGUCAUGCGCGAGAUUGAGAUCAUGUCCGAGUUGAGACACCCAAACAUUAUCCGCCUGUACGACUACUUCUCCGACCAGCAAAACCUGUACCUCAUGCUCGAGUUUGCAGGCCAGGGCGAGCUGUACAAGCAGCUCGCGAAGCGGGGGCGGUUCAGCGAAAGGCGUGCGGCCAAAGGCAGGCCCGCUGACAUGCUGCAGAUCGUCGCGCAGGUCGCAGCUGCCCUCGCCUACCUCCACGCCAAGAACGUCAUCCACCGGGACAUCAAGCCCGAGAACCUACUCAUCGGGCUCGAUGGCGAGGUCAAGGUCGGCGACUUUGGUUGGAGCGUGUACUCCCCCCACGGGGCGCAGCGGACACUGUGCGGCACGCUCAGCUACGUCUCGCCUGAGAUGGUGCUCGGGCAGCCGCACGGUCGUGGCGUGGAUGUCUGGGUAAGAGGACGCCGUCUGACACGCGCUCACGCCGAGGCGCUUGGCGUGCUGGCCUACGAGCUUGUCGUGGGGCGUGAGCCGUUCGAGGCGGAUACGAGGGCAGGGCCGAGACUCGUUCACAUGCGGAUAUGUAAGUGCGACGUCAGGUUUCCGUCCCACGUCUCCCCCGAGGCACAGGACUUUAUAAUGGCGCUGCUCCGCCUCAGGCCGGACGAGCGGAUGCCGCUUGCCAGCGUGCCGGAGCACGCAUGGAUUGUGGGAAAUUUACAGGAGUAGAGUUCAGAGGCGCUGUUGUAUCUUGUUACUGUUG
Vanrija pseudolonga is the source of this 997-nucleotide messenger RNA. Its product is annotated as Aurora kinase B. Lineage: Eukaryota; Fungi; Basidiomycota; Tremellomycetes; Trichosporonales; Trichosporonaceae. Gene Ontology annotation, cellular component: spindle microtubule; spindle midzone; chromosome passenger complex. The transcript has 6 exons. Gene Ontology annotation, molecular function: protein kinase activity; ATP binding. The coding region runs from base 1 to 963 and encodes 320 amino acids. The record is from RefSeq and is a predicted model, not a curated record. Gene Ontology annotation, biological process: mitotic spindle organization; regulation of cytokinesis; protein phosphorylation.